This is a messenger RNA of Physcomitrium patens, 2655 nucleotides long. RefSeq lists its product as uncharacterized. Gene Ontology annotation, biological process: telomere maintenance; DNA repair. The record is from RefSeq and is a predicted model, not a curated record. Gene Ontology annotation, molecular function: DNA helicase activity. NCBI's taxonomy places the organism in Eukaryota, Viridiplantae, Streptophyta, Bryopsida, Funariales, Funariaceae.
AUGCACAGGCACAUCCCUCACAUUCCAACCGAGCGCCUACCCAUUAACCUUCCUCCCACCCGCACACAUCUCAUUGACCCCACCACCCACAGCCCCUACAACAACGACCACAACACACACGGAGGACCUAGCUUCACAAGCACAGACAUCUCACAGCAAAUCCCCAUCGCCAACGACUUCUCCCCCUUCACCGACUCUUCCCGAAGCCCAAAUGCGGGCUGGAAUCACAACUCAGCACCCAGACGUGCCUCACUCUCGGCGGCGGCCAAGGCACGAUGCGUUCCUGCCACACUGAGCCCAACCCCCUCACUAUCAAGCAUUGCACAAAUCCACCCAAGCAGCCCCCAGAGCCGAGACUACAGCAGCAUCGACACUAUCCACGAAGCGGGGAAACAACGUAACCACAUCUUACACCAUCGAUCCAGAAAGACAACACUUCCUGGAUUCCAAGAUACAUGGCAACCCGAUACUCUGCAACGGAGCAAUGGCAGGGGACAAAACAUGGGACUUCGUAUCUCCGAUGAGGUUCCUUUUGGUGAACAUCCCCGUCGAUAUAAUCGCCAAGUAGUUCCAAAAGUUGCUGCUGUUGUUCUUGACGAACAAUACAUGAAUUUUGAGUGCUAUCAAGGGGUCGUAGAUGCUUUGCAGGAAGACAAUGGAGCACGCAUUGGGCGUUGCAUUGUCUUACCUACAACAUUCAUUGGUUCCCCCCGAUACAUGCAAAAACUCUUUCAUGAUAGUAUGGUUUUGGUUAGAGUUUUAGGAAAACCCGAUUUGUUUGUGACAAUGACAUGUAAUCCGAUCUGGCCUGAGAUUCUUGAUGAGCUUGAGCCAGGUCAAAGUCCUCCUGAUCGUCCAGAUAUUGUUGUGCAUGUUUUCGAGCUCAAGUUAAGAGCAUUGAUGGAUGAGAUUACGAAGAAGAAUGUCAUGGGAGAGACAAUUGCUUUUUGUUACACUAUUGAGUUUCAAAAACGUGGUCUUCCUCAUGCACACAUUCUUCUUUGGUUGAAAGACAAGGUCAAUGACUGUGACCUUGUAGAUAGGAUAGUAUGUGCAGAGAUUCCUGAUUUAGAUAGACAACCGCAAUUGUAUGCCGCGGUUGCCAAGCACAUGAUGCAUGGACCAUGUGGUUUGGACAAUCCCAAUUGUCCAUGCAUGGAAGACGAUAGAUGUACAAAGAACUAUCCGAUGCAAGCUCGAGAUACUACCGAGGUAGAUGGUGACGGACAUGUUUUGUACCGUCGUCGAAAUCAAGGUCGAUAUAUCGAGAAACGUGUACGUGGACAAAUUGUCCGUUUAGACAAUCGAUGGGUUGUGCCAUACAAUCCAUAUUUGAUAGGUCGAUUUAAUUGUCACAUUAAUGUGGAAAUUUGCAGUUCUGUAAAAACUGUCAAAUACCUCUAUAAGUAUAUUUUUAAAGGUUCAGAUCGUAGUGUUGUAGAAACAGAUGAAGUGGUAGAUGAGAUUAAGGAUUUCUUAGAGGGUCGUUAUGUGGCCGCCCAAGAAGCAUGUUGGAGGCUCUUUGGUUUUGAAACUAAUAAUAAGAGCCAUAGUAUUUGUCGUUUGCCUGUUCACCUUCCCGAUCAGCAAUAUGUUACUUUUAAGGAAGGAACAUCUUUGCACUCGGUGAUUGAUCAAAAUGCUGAGACUAAACUCACCAAGUUUUUUGAGCUUAAUUGCCAUAUUCGUGCCUUAAUUGCUUCUGGCAAUCAAGGCAACCAUAUGCUUCUUCGUUACAUGGAUCUUCCACUCUAUUACAAGUGGGAUGUGAAGAAUAACAUGUGGGAAAGAAGAGUACGUAAGAUAAAAGUUUUUGGUCGGAUAAACAUGGUUCCCAUAGGUACCGAAGUAUUUUACUUGCAUUUGUUGUUGACUCAUGUCGAGGCACCAACUUCAUUUGAGGACCUACUUUGUUUUCAGGAUAUAGUGCAUCCAACGUACAAGGCCGCUUGUAUUGCAAGAGGACUUUUACAAGAUGAUUCUGAAUGGGAAAAUUAUCUGCAAGAGGCAACUGUCAUUGCGUUGCCUAAACAAGUUCGACGGUUGUUUGCAACACUUCUUGUAUUUGGACAACCGCUAGAUCCUCUUAGCUUACUAAAGACACAUCUUGAUGCUAUGUCUGAUGAUUGGCACAAUGAUCAAAAUCGCUAUUGCAAAGCAAUUUUGUCCAUUGAAGAAUAUUUGUCAUCAUCAGACAAACAUCUUACAGAUUUUUUUAAUAUUGAAGAAUUGAAUGAGUUUGGUUAUUCAAACAUUGUUGAUGUUGGCGGUGAUUCCAAUGACAAUAUUGAUUUUGAUAACCAAAACAUUACUUUUCUAGAGGAGGAUGUAGGUAGGCUCAACGAAGAACAAUACAUUGUUUUUAAUGCGGUGACCACUGCCGUUUUAAAUUCUGAUUCUCCAGAUCGGCUUUUCUUUUUAGAUGGUCCUGGUGGUACAGGUCAAAGCUUACGUGAAGUACAAUUGAUUGUACUUGAUGAAGCUUAUGCUGGGCAUCGUUUUAUGUUUGAAGCUAUAGAUAGAUCAUUGCGAGAUAUACGCAAUAUAGAUAGUCCAAAUGGUGGUGUUGUAGUAUUAUAUGGCGGUGAUUUUCGCCAAACUUUGCCUGUAGUUGUACGUGGAGGUCGCAAGCAAACUGUUCAAGCUUGCUUGUGA